Messenger RNA from Cherax quadricarinatus, 740 nucleotides. The record is from RefSeq and is a predicted model, not a curated record. Lineage: Eukaryota; Metazoa; Arthropoda; Malacostraca; Decapoda; Parastacidae.
CUCUCCCACAGCUUGGACGUGUAUGGUCUGGUGGGUCAGUGGGUGACUGAUGCGCUAAACUUUCAGUGUACACUUACGAAGUGUCUCCAGUCUUCACACUUAUGGAGAUCAAGGUACUCUCAGCUAUGGCCGACCUGGUUGGCUACAAGGAACAUGACGGUCUCUUCUGCCCUGGUGGAUCUAUCAGUAAUAUGUAUGGCAUGUUACUGGCCAGGUAUCAUCACUGUCCUGAUGUCAAGGUAAUGUACCAGCUGUACCAGCUGUACCAGCUGUUACUGGCCAGGUAUCAUCACUGUCCUGAUGUCAAGGUAAUGUACCAGCUGUACCAGCUGUUACUGGCCAGGUAUCAUCACUGUCCUGAUGUCAAGGUAAUGUACCAGCUGUACCAGCUGUUACUGGCCAGGUAUCAUCACUGUCCUGAUGUCAAGGUAAUGUACCAGCUGUACCAGCUGUUACUGGCCAGGUACCAGCUGUUACUGGCCAGGUAUCAUCACUGUCCUGAUGUCAAGGUAAUGUACCAGCUGUACCAGCUGUUACUGGCCAGGUAUCACCACUGUCCUGAUGUCCAAGUAAUGUACCAGCUGUACCAGCUGUUACUGGCCAGGUAUCACCACUGUCCUGAUGUCAAGGUAAUGUACCAGCUGUACCAGCUGUUACUGGCCAGGUAUCAUCACUGUCCUGAUGUCAAGGUAAUGUACCAGCUGUACCAGCUGUUACUGCCAGCUAUCACACUGUCCUGA